CUCCAGUGGGCCCGGGACUGGCGGCCUCACCCCAAGCGAGGAGCCGGUCGGGCCGCCGCGGGGUUGGGUUUGGGAUUAACCCACGGAAGGGCCGAGCGGCGAGGGUGGCAGCGACCCGAGGCUCCGGAUUGCCCAAGGGUGGAGUUUGACGUUUGGUGUGGGGAAGCUUUGCCAAGCAGCCCCGGCUUCCGCGGGUGGCGUUUGGGUGACAUUUCACCCAAAAGGGGAGGACCGGGAGACCGAGAGAUCCCUUUCCAACUCCAUGGAGGAACUUUAGUGACAGCAUUAGACGAGCUUGGGGGUAGGGGAGGAUAGCUGAAGGAGUGAACUUGGGAAGAAAUGGACAAACGAAUAGGCAAGCUGUGGAGUGAAGUUUGAUAGAGGUUAAAUGUAGAGAGCUUGCUUACAAGGUCAAGGCCCUUUCCUGGAGAUAGGGUUUGGAUGACUUAGGGAGCCGGUUAAAGACCUAGAACACAGGUAACCAGAGUUAGGACUUGGAAUCUGGUGAUAGGAAGUGACAGACAGCAAAGUUGGGGUGAUGGAAUCAGAGCACUCUGUACCCUGGGGUGCACAAGGGGAUGGAGGAAUUAGGACUGUGGGAGAGGUGUAGUAUGGGGAAAACCAAGAGCCUGUUGGAGUCUGGAGAACUCCUGGCCUGACAGGCAGCCCCUCACUGGUUCUUUGUGCCUCUCCAGCUCGGUAGCACAGCAGGCAAGGCAGGUGCCAUGGCCUUGAUUGAAGGGGUGGGUGAUGAGGUGACUGUCCUUUUUGCGGUGCUUGCCUGCCUCCUGGUGCUGGCCCUUGCUUGGGUCUCAACACACACCACUGAGACCACCACGGACCCCCUGCCCCAGACAUCAGGGACUCCAACAGCAGCCCAGCCCAGCGAAGCCAUGGCAGCCACUGACAGCAUCCGAGGGGAGGCUCCAGGGGCAGAGACUCCCAGCCUGAGACACAGAAGUUCAGCUGCACAGCCAGAGCCUGGCACAGGGGUUACAGCAACGCUGCCACCUCCGGACUCCCCACAGGAGCCCCUAGUGCUAAGGCUGAAAUUCCUCAAUGACUCAGAGCAGGUGGCCAGGGCCUGGCCCCACGACACCAUUGGCACCUUGAAAAGGACCCAGUUUCCCGGCCGGGAGCAGCAGGUGCGCCUCAUCUACCAAGGCCAGCUGUUAGGAGACGACAGCCAGACGCUGGGCAGCCUUCACCUCCCUCCCAACUGUGUUCUCCACUGCCACGUGUCCACCAGAGUCGGCCCCCCACAUCCCCCCUGCCCACCGGGGUCAGAACCAGGCCCCUCCGGGCUGGAAAUUGGCAGCCUACUGCUGCCCCUGCUGCUGCUGCUGCUGCUUCUACUCUGGUACUGCCAGAUCCAGUACCGACCCUUCUUUCCCCUGACCGCCACCCUGGGCCUGGCCAGCUUCACCCUGCUGCUCAGUCUCCUGGCCUUUGCCAUGUACCGCCCGUAGCGCCUCCACGGGCUCUUGGCAAUGCAACCUGCCCUCCUGGACCUCAUUCUCCAAGGCGAGGUGGGAGCUGCUGUCUGCCCCGGCCAGCCUCCCCAGCUUGCUUCUUCCCACUACCCUGGAGCCCAGCCCUGCGUCGCAGAGGACUCCGGGGGCUGGGGGAGGCUCCUCCCUGCGAUCUUCACGGCUCUGGGCCACCCCCGGGAGCUGCUGGCACUCAGCCCUCACUCACAGUGGGCUCCUCCACAUCGGGCACCUGCUGUCGCUGCCUUGGCCCUGGGCAGAGCCAGGCCACCCCCCUGGGCCCGCCUUAGUGUCCUGCCGGAGGACCUAGCCACCUCUGGUCCCUGAGAGGCUGAUUUCGGGACCCAGAUCGGGAGGCUGGUGAAAGGGAGCUGGGAGGGACAGAGGUGUUGUCUGGAACAUGUGCAGAUUAAAGUAACUGUGAAGUUUUCA
This is a messenger RNA of Dipodomys ordii (Ord's kangaroo rat), 1922 nucleotides long. RefSeq names its product transmembrane and ubiquitin-like domain containing 1 (gene Tmub1). Gene Ontology annotation, molecular function: protein binding. The transcript has 2 exons. The record is from RefSeq and is a predicted model, not a curated record. Bases 726 to 1469 code for a protein of 247 amino acids. Lineage: Eukaryota; Metazoa; Chordata; Mammalia; Rodentia; Heteromyidae.